This is a messenger RNA of Bufo bufo (common toad), 1288 nucleotides long. RefSeq lists its product as uncharacterized. The transcript has 14 exons. The record is from RefSeq and is a predicted model, not a curated record. NCBI's taxonomy places the organism in Eukaryota, Metazoa, Chordata, Amphibia, Anura, Bufonidae. Gene Ontology annotation, biological process: DNA integration. Gene Ontology annotation, molecular function: nucleic acid binding. Bases 54 to 1253 code for a protein of 399 amino acids.
CCCAGGCAAGCAGAAGAGCCGUGGUUCACACAGCGAGCAGCCUCCUACACAAAAUGAGUGAUCAAAUCAAUACAUUGAAAGAAUAUGAAAAAUUUAGACAAGACAUGCAUGAUGGGAUUUUGACAGAAAAUGGCUUUCAUAGCAAAGUCCGAUCUUUAUUAUUGGAUGUGACAAUUCCAUUGACAAAGAGUGAAUGCCAAGGUGAUUUCAUAAUUAGGUCUUUAUUUGAACAAGGAUACACCCAGAAGGAGAUGUUAAUGAUGCUUGACAGAAAAUUUGAUAUAAAAAUUUUAGAUCGACACUUAAGGCGAAUUUUGAAACGUUUAGGAUUAAGGCGAAGAUGUAAUGACCGCCCUUUUGAAGCAAUAUUUCAGGCGGUUCAGGGUGAGCUUCAAAACUGGUCUCCUUUUAAAGGUAUAAGAGCAAUGCACAAGCGCAUUAGAGAUGUUAGAGGAGUUCAACCCUGCUAUAGAAACGAUAUUCAUGAUGUAAUGAGGGAACUUGACAAGGAUGGACUGUUGAGACGUCGACCCGGACGCUGUAAAAUACCAAGAAGAGUAUAUUCAACCAAGGGUCCAAAUGAUAUUUGGCACAUAGAUGGUAAUGAUAAGUUACGUUUUUAUGGAAUAUGGAUACAUCUUGGUAUUGAUGGAUUUUCAAGACGUGUUAUUUGGCUUCAUGCAGCAACAUCAAAUCGUAAACCGGACUUCAUUGCACGUUAUUUUAUUGAUGCAGUGGUCAGGGAACAUGGUUGUCCGCGUGUAGUGAGAGCAGACAGAGGAAAAGAGAAUGUCUCAGUCGCUGAAGUACAGACUUCUUUCAGAUAUCGUCAUAAUGACAUUUUAUCUGGCACUAAAAGUUUCAGAUAUGGCAAGUCUGUACAUAAUCAACGUGCAGAGUGUUUUAACGGACAUCUAAAAAAAUCAUGGAUUUGCAUGUGGCAGAAUCAUUUUGAGGCAAUGUUGGAGGCUCAGAUUUUGGAUCUUUCAAAUCCCAUUCAUAUACAUUGUAUCCAGUUUUGUUUUCUACUAAUUAUUAACAACGAGCUUGAGCGUGAGCGCAUCGAAUGGAAUAACCAUAAAAUAAGGAGACAAGGACAUACUGAUGGCCACUAUGGAAAACCAGAUUUACUCUUUAAUGCUCCACCUCAAGGGACUGUAAAUCAACUACUUGAAGUCGAUCAAGACCUUCUACAGUAUGCUGAGACAUUAGCAUGCAAGAAAGGUGUUCCAAUGCAGGUUGCCAACAAAUAAUUUCGAAGACACUGCUCAACUCUUCUAAAACAGGC